Messenger RNA from Fundulus heteroclitus (mummichog), 6012 nucleotides. RefSeq names its product listerin E3 ubiquitin protein ligase 1 (gene ltn1). Gene Ontology annotation, cellular component: RQC complex; cytosol. The transcript has 32 exons. The record is from RefSeq and is a predicted model, not a curated record. Gene Ontology annotation, biological process: ribosome-associated ubiquitin-dependent protein catabolic process; rescue of stalled cytosolic ribosome. Bases 111 to 5414 code for a protein of 1767 amino acids. Lineage: Eukaryota; Metazoa; Chordata; Actinopteri; Cyprinodontiformes; Fundulidae. Gene Ontology annotation, molecular function: ubiquitin protein ligase activity; zinc ion binding; ribosomal large subunit binding.
UUCAGUUGGUAUCCGUCACUUCCGACUUACUUGGAUGGAAGUUCCUAUGUGAUAGCUGGUGGGAACCGAUGUUGAUUAAGUUAAGAGUUUAAAUCUAAAAGAAAGCCACCAUGGGGGGUAAGAACAAACAGCGAACAAAGGGGAACGUUCGGCCGUCCAGCAGCGGCCGAGCUGCCGAGGUUCUGGCCAGGGAAGGUGGCGCCAUCCCGGGCUUCGUUGGCUUCGACACCACGGUCACCCCUGAGCUUAGUUACGUCCCAGCUGUCCACGGAGCGGAGGAAAUAGACAACUUGGUGGAUGCUGAUUUCCGCCUGGUGCUGAGGAAACUCUCAAAGAGGGAUGUGGUCACCAGGCUGAAAGCUGUGCAGGAUUUUGGGGCCAUGUGUCAGGAACGGGAUGCAGAAGAGGUGAAAGGAGUUCUGCCAUACUGGCCGAGGAUUUACUGCAAGAUAUCAGUGGAUCAUGACCGCCGCAUCCGGGAGGCCACUCAGCAAGCCUUUGAACAGCUGGUGCUAAAAGUGCGUCGCAGCCUGGCCCCCUUUCUGAAGAGUUUGAUGGGCCACUGGAUUCUGUCGCAGUGUGACACCUACACGCCUGCAGCCUCUGCAGCAUGCCAGGCCUUUCAGGCGUCGUUCUCCCCGGCUAAACAGCCUGAGGCUCUCGGCUUCUGCAAGGAUGAGAUCCUUAAUGUGCUUCAGGACAUUUUAUUAAAGGAAACUGCAGACACUCUCAGUGAUCCACAAAGUGUGACAGGAGAGGAGAGGGAGGCCAAAUAUGUCCGCAUGCUGACCAGUUCCAUGUUGGGGGUGAAGAGACUGCUUUCCUUGCUGCUUCAGAAUGACAGGGCAGCAUUGGAGCAAAAACUUGGUCUCCUGGUUAACUCUGGCAAGUUCUGGAAAUACAGCAAGCACAAGAGCCCACAGGUCAGAGGAGCCUUCUUUGAGACGAUGUGUGCUCUGUGCGAAUUCACACCAGACCUGGUCCAGAGCGAAGCAGCCCGACUCUGCCCUGCUGUUCUGCUCAGUAUCGACGACACAGAUCCUGUUGUGCUUCCUCACGUGUGGGAGGCCGUUCUUCACGUUGUGUCCAAGAUCCCUGAUUGUUGGACGCAUGUAAACGCCAAGAAAGGCUUCCUUCCUAAACUCUGGGCUCUGUUAAGAGAAGGAGGUAAAGGCUUGGCUAAAGGACUCCAUCCAAAUCUGAUGCCUCUCCUCAGCAAGCUGCCGCCGCAGGUCACCGAUCCCCGCCUGGACUUCUACACCACUUUCUACACCGCAUUCCUGCAAGGUCUGUCCAGUGAGCGCGCAGCGUCGAGCCCGUCAGAAAGCGCGGUCAUAGUGACGUCUUUCGUCGAGUGCUUGAGGUACUGCAUCCUGCAGAACACAGGAGACGAGCAGUCUCAGGAGAAAAUGAGGAACAUGCUCGUUUCCCAGCAGCUCCUGCCUUUAAUAGAAAAGGCCAUUAGAAAUCCCUCCCUUCAGAACGGCCCUCUUUUCCCGCUGGUCACCGACAUGCUCAUUUCCUGGGAGAAGAGGGCGGGUCUGCACGGGAAAGUGGAGGAAAACGACAGCAAAGAUGUCUUCAAGACACUUUUAGCGGACUUCUGGGAGGAACUCGGUCUUCUGUGUGUGCGCGUUGUUGACGACGAGGACGUGGAUCCUCAGGCUUUGGAAGGCGUUGCCAUGUUGCUGCAGGUUAUGCGUUUUCCUGAGAGAGCAAGCAAGAAACAAACCCAGAAGAAGAAAUCGGUCCGGGUGUGUCUCUCAAAGGCAGAGGAGGAUGAGAAAUCAGUGAUUCAGGGGGAGGGAGUUGAAAAGCUGGCGCAGACGGCGUCGGAGCCUGCGAGCGAGAAGGCGUUCGAGUCCCUGCAGACGCAGCAUUUUGAAGACGCCGUGUGCCAGCUGGCCCAGCUGUGUCUGGUGCACGUGAAUGAGAAAAACUCAGAGAAGCAUCUUGUUUUUCUGUCCCUCCUUCUGCAGUCCUUUCACACGCCCAGGGUCUUCAGCACCUUACUUGAAUUUGAUGAAAAUCCACCUGGAGAUGAUAAAUGGACGGAUGAGAAAAACCCAGCGGUGCAGUUCCUGCUGAAGCGGGCGGUCGUGUGGCUGGCUGAGAUGGGCUACGGUGAGACCGAGCACCUGGUGGAGAUGGUUUUCAGCUCCCUGUCCUGCUGCAGCCAGGAGGAGACCACACAAAUUCUCAAUCAUGUCACCAUGAUGGGUUUGCAGUGGGGAAUUAUCCUGCAGAUUAUUCAGAGGGCAUGUAAAGAUGCUGAGACACGCGCAAGCUGCAGGGAUUGGCUGAAAGGUUCGAUUCUUGGCGAGCACCUCCUGGGACUGACUGAGGAGCUCUGCGACGCCGGCCGCUGCUCCUCGUCGUCCAAAACUCGGACAAGCAACCACAGCUGGACGCUUAUCAGCCUUGUUCUCUCUCAGAACAACAACAACGAGUCUUUAAUAGGCGAGGUAUACAUGGAGAAAAUGCUCGAGAAGCUCCACACCACCCUGUCCGAGACCAAGAGUCUGUCGGACGCAGGCAACAUGGAGCCACUCAUCUCCUUCAUCUGCGACGUGGCUUCCUCUUUCUUCUCCUCCGUGCAGGACUGUCUUCUGCUCCUCUCGGCUGAGGAGCUCCUGCUCACAGUCUUCCAGCUGACUGCUCAGGAUCAGAGACACACUCACCUCUCUGGAUCCCUGUUGGAUAAGCUGAAGAAAGUGUGUGUAGCAGGGGUCAGGUCCCUGGUGCAACACUGUGAAUGUGAGGUCAGGGCGGGCGGUUUCCUGCACAGCGCAGCCGUCUGGGUUAUGAAGCAGCUGCUGACCAUCUCCCUAGAUAUUCAAAGCUUGCAGGUUCUAGUCGGAGCCGUUCAAAGCUUGGUGGAAACGGUCGCCUCCGUUGGCGACCAAGCGUCCUCCAUCCUCGGCCAGUUCUUUGCUCUUUUGACACCGAGCCAGACCGAGUGGACCAGAAUCAGACACGCCCUGUCUCCUCAGUGGGUCAAAUCUCCUUUACUGUCCAACCGUCACAGAGGAGUUUGUGAAAAACCCUCAAAGGACAUGUGGAAGUCGAGGGAGUCGAACAGGCUGCCUGCUCACCUCUGUGUGUGCGCCGUUCUGGGCAGAGUGGCCCAGACUGCUGCAGCUUUACCUUGUGGCCUAAAAGAGGAGCCGUGUCCCUCGACCCUCCCGAACCUUACAAGCACAGUUUCAGAACUGCUGUAUGCGCUGCAGUGGUGUAAGGAGGUUGACUACAGACCCGCAGUAGCAUCUGCUUAUCGCAACCUGUUGGCUGAUUGGGGACUGUCAGGUGGACUCCAUAGUAACGUUCCAAUGAAAUCUCUGCUAGAGACCCUCUACUCAAGGUCAGUGACCGAUGGAGGUUUGUGGUCCCUGACUCUAGAAAACUACAUCCAGACCAACGACUUGGCAGCCAAUCGCAGUGGAGCUCUAAGAAGACUUUAUAAUGGUGCAGAAAGUCUUUUCCCGGUGUCUCUGAGCAAACUGAGCACGCUCCAGGUGCUCUGCCCACUGAUGACGGAAGAAGACAGAGACACUCUGAUUACUUUGGCGACUGCUGGAAUAAUCAACUGGCAAGAGAACGAAGGAGUUUAUGGCUGCCUGGCAGUGCUGCUGUGCUGCCUCAACGCCAACACACAGGUAGAGGAGGAGGUGGUUCAGGCGAUCCUCGCCACUGUGAUGGAGUGGAGAAACAGCAGGGAGGAUUGGUUUCUCUUUAGCUGUGACCUGUCUGAAACGACAUCUGAACAGCUGAACCUCAACGUGGAGAUGAUUCGGUUCCUGACUUGGCUGGUGUCUCAUUGUCCAGCUCUCCUUGGGGGCAACCAGUGGGACUUCUUGCUCUGCUCCAUGUUGGCCUGGUUGGAGACUGCCAGUGAGAACGUGAGCAGCCUGUGGAACCCGUGGGUGCAGCUGUUCGUGUGCGAGAACGCCGCACUGAUCGUCGCACUGAACCAGUUCUUCGCGUCUUCGCCUUGCGACGUUCUGGAGAGGCUGCCGACAGAGCUGGCUGGCGAAUGGAGAGACUUCUUCGUAGAGGGAAUCUACAACCUCCUGUUGCCCCUGCCAGUCCACAUCACUGAGGCCUUUCCUGAACCGGAUGACCCUGUGUUCCCCAUGGCCGUGCUCCAGUCGCUUUGUUUGGCUCUGACGUAUAUUCCAGUGCAGCAACUGAACCAAAACUCCUUGCCGCCACGCUUCAUAGCGGACCAAAAGACGAACCUGCCCGAGUCCCUGCAGACGCUCCUGAACACCCUGUGUCCCCUGCUGCUGUUUAAGGCCAGGCCUUUGCAGAUAACCGUUCACCACAUGCUGGAAAAGGUGAUGCCACAGCUUCCUGAGUGUGAUGGAGAAGGUGAUAACAACAAGUCUGAUGACGACAGAGACGAGCCGUGUCUAUCUCCCCCGGCGGCGCUCAUGGCCAUCCUGUCGACCUGUGAAGAGCUGUGCGACAGCAUCCUGGCAGCGGUUCAGGUGGGAGAGUUCGCCGUGGUCCAACCUCUCAGCGUGGAGUACUCCUGCAUCCUGGCUUACCUUCUCGCAUGGAAGCUGCUCCUUACUUUUUUCAAAUCCUCCCCCUCCCAUCUGCGUGCCCAUUAUGCUCAGUAUCUUAAGAGAAGCUGCUCCCUGAACAAGCUGCUCCUCCAUCUCUUCAAACUGAUGCCGGAGAACCCAAUUUGCCCGGGCCAGGGGUCGGAGACCAAGGAGAGUAAAACGUUCUUUACAGAGAGCCUCCGUCUUACAGUUGACAAGAAUGUCGGCGUUGACUGGGAGCUCCCCCACCUGGCCUGCAGCGUGUACUACAGCACGGUGCAGGACCUGCCUGCCAUGGUGCGUUUGUGGUGGAACAGCCAGGAGAAGAGAGUGAGCUCUGCGGUGGAGAAGUUCACCAGUAAAUACGUCAGUCCUGUUCUGUCAGCCCAGGAGAUCUCCUCCGUCCACGACAGCACGCAGAUGUUUGACAGCAUGACUGUCAAGGCGCGCUCGGCAGCGCGAGAGGUGAUCGCCACCUACUCCGUGGACGAUAUCUUCAUCGAGUUGGUGAUUCAGCUGCCGCAGAACUACCCUCUGGGCUCCAUCACUGUGGAGAGCGGGAGACGUGUGGGCGUAGCCGUGCAGCAGUGGAGGAACUGGAUGCUGCAGCUGAGCACCUACCUCACACAUCAGAAUGGCAGUAUAAUGGAGGGCCUGGCUCUGUGGAAGAACAACGUGGAUAAGCGCUUCGAGGGCAUCGAGGACUGCAUGAUCUGUUUCUCCGUCAUCCACGGCUCCAACUACUCCCUGCCUAAGAAGGCCUGUCGCACCUGCAAGAAGAAGUUCCACUCUGCCUGUUUGUAUAAAUGGUUCACGUCCAGCAACAAGUCCACCUGCCCGCUCUGCAGAGAAACCUUCUUUUAGUUCUCGUCGUCUGCUUUUGGAUGAAAGGAGGACGACUCUCAUCGACCAACGUUUACAUGCUAUCACAAAACAUUUCUAGAAGGCUGUGUAAUUAGUUUGAUUACUGAAGUGAUUCGAACCAAAAUCUGGAAAAUGCAUAAAUCUACGGAUAUGUGGAUCACAGUACCUCAAACGUGUGUGUGUGUGUAUAUAGCUGGGCUUUUCUGUAUUGCUUAUGUGGAAGACCAAUGCCCUCAUGUUAUCGUUUUAUCUUUCUUGUCAUACAGAUUUUUGUUUUUUGAGUUCCCAGCAAACAGUCAGCGAGCGUCCAUAUCAUUUAUCACUGGAGGGAAAAUGACUGAGAGCGUGAAAAGCUGUUUGAAGCAUGGUGAUAUCUACAAUAAGUCAGUUUUCAGUGUAAAAUUUCCUAAUAUUUAGGAGUGUAAAACGACUUACUGAUUGGUUACAUUUUAUCUUUAGGAAGCAGGAAACCGGAGUUUAGAAUAAAAAUCCAAACGCUCAGAAGUAUCAGAGCCCGUCGCUGUGUGUCUUACCCUGUGUCUACAUCCAGCUGUAAAUGAUGUUGAAAAAUUAGAAUAAAACAUCCUGGGUAUUGUUA